This is a messenger RNA of Oryza sativa Japonica Group (Japanese rice), 1419 nucleotides long. RefSeq names its product pectate lyase. The record is from RefSeq and is a predicted model, not a curated record. Gene Ontology annotation, molecular function: pectate lyase activity. Lineage: Eukaryota; Viridiplantae; Streptophyta; Magnoliopsida; Poales; Poaceae.
AUGACCCCUGUGCCAAGAAGAAAAAGACCUAGCUGUACCAGAAGGAUCUGGAACAGCUCGAGAGACUGCAAUGCAAGAGCGAAAGAGAGGCCGCCUCCGUCACGGGGACCCGCCGCCUCUGCAUUCUCUUCUACCUCCUCACCGUCGUCGCCGUGGUCACCGCGGCUUCGGCGAGGAGGCGUACUGGGAGAGGAGGCGCACAACGCCACCGCCGACGAGGAGUACUGGGAGAAGCGCGCCGAGGAGGCCCGCUCGUUCAACCGCGCCGCCUACGUGAGCGACCCCGUCGCCACCCUGAACCGCUUCAACGCCGACGUGCUCCGCGCCACCACGCGCCGCUCGCUGGCCAGGUACACCGGCCCGUGCAUGGCGACCAACCCCAUCGACCGCUGCUGGCGCUGCCGCGACGACUGGGCCACCGACCGGAAGCGGCUGGCGCGGUGCGUCCGUGGGUUCGGCCACAGGACCGUCGGCGGCGCCGCUGGCAAGAUCUACGUGGUGACCGACGCCAGCGACGACGAGAUGGUCAUCCCGAGGAAAGGGACGCUCCGGUACGGCGUGAUCCAGGACCGGCCGAUGUGGAUCGUGUUCGCGCGCGACAUGAUCAUCCAGCUCCGGCAGGAGCUGAUCGUGAACCACAACAAGACCAUCGACGGCCGUGGCGCGCAGGUGCACAUCACCGGCGCCCAGAUCACGCUCCAGGGCGUCCAGCAUGUGAUCAUCCACAACGUCCACAUCCACCACUCGGUGCCGCACGGCGGCGGCAUGAUCCGCGACUCCAAGCGCCACUACGGCCUCCGCACGCGCAGCGACGGCGACGGCAUCUCCAUCAUGUCCUCCUCCAACAUCUGGAUCGACCACGUCUCCAUGUCCAACUGCUCCGACGGCCUCAUCGACGCCGUCAGCGGCUCCACCGCCAUCACCAUCUCCAACGGCCACUUCACCAAGCACGACCACGUCAUGCUCUUCGGCGCCAGCAACAGCGACGCCCAGGACGAGGUGAUGCAGAUCACCGUGGCGUUCAACCACUUCGGCAAGGGCCUUGUGCCGCGCUGCAGGUUCGGAUUCUUCCACGUCGUCAACAACGACUACACGCACUGGCUCAUGUACGCCAUCGGUGGCAACAUGAACCCGACGAUCAUCAGCCAGGGGAACAGGUUCAUCGCGCCCGACGACUUGAACGCCAAGGAGGUGACCAAGAGGGAGUACACGCCGUACGACGAGUACAAGGAGUGGGUGUGGAAGUCGCAGGGCGACGUGAUGAUGAACGGCGCCUUCUUUAACGAGUCCGGCGGCCAGAACGAGCGCAGCUACGACCAGCUCGACUUCAUCCCUGCCAAGCACGGCAAGUACGUCGGCCAGCUCACCAAGUUCGCCGGCACGCUCAACUGCCACGUCGGCAUGCCAUGCUAAUUAACU